GUAGAUAUCCCUUUUUUCUUCUCGCGCCCCCACACCAUCCAACGCAAUCGAUCGAGCGUGAUAACGUUCUGCUUCGAUGAAUUCAUACAAUUGAAAUUUAAAAAACACGCGAGAGGAGUUUAUAUUGAAUCGCAGAUCCUCACACGUGAUAAAGUAUUGUUUACAUUUAUGUUCUUCUAACGGUCGUGUUGAUUUCACGAUCGCCCAUGUUUCCGCUUCCCGACGCGACGCGAAUCGGUCCGUGUAAAGCGGUGUAAAGUCUCCAGCGACCCUGAGUUGAUAGGCCUACGUACUUGGGGCUUACUACCAAGCCGGAGCGGCCCGGGACGCUUGGCUAGAGAACUGUAGGUGAGACGACGCGUCGCUGCCGCUCUCCAAAACAAGACGAAAUCAAACUUGGCCCUUGGAGGAUGUGAUUGUGUGAUGAUUUGUCCGACAGUUGGUAUUUCUCUAACCUCAAGUCGACAUCAGCCUGAGCUCAGAGAAUAAUGGUUAUCUCGCGUUAUUCUUGAUCUGUGAUAUGAGCCUGUAACCAUGACAAUUGAUAAAGUACAAUCAUCUCUCAGUUCGACGUCUCCACCCAUCCACGUCCAUGUUGAUCAGGAGACACCGGUCCAUGUCCAUGUCAAGAAAGGAGCAAAGAAAUCGGCUUCUGCGAUUGCGGUAGAGGAAAAAAUGAAAGCUAGCAAGAAUCGCUUCAAUGUAACAUUAGGAUCGGCUGGGAACAUGCGCCCUACAAGCAGUGCAAGGGGACCAUGGGUUCCAGCACCAGGCAAGAGUACCAGAGGACAGAAAUUUAGUUGGAAUGGAUCUGGGGCUAGAUUGGAUAUCCAGCCUCCAACAAGAGAUGGAUCCAGUUCUACAAUGAGGAUGGAAGACCUGGGAGACGGUGAUAACAAGAUGGAGGAACAGUACCGGGACUAUGAGGACCGCAUUGACAGCCUCAUGACGGAAGUUGGCUCUCUCAAGACGCAGAGAGAGGUUGAGAAGAGCAAGAGAGCUGCAGAGAGGGCCAAGGAGGAGCUGAAACUUUCCAGGAGGGUCCUGGAGGAGCAGGAGGAGGAGCUCCUAGGCUUCAAGGAGGAGCUCCAUAUGACAGAAAAGGAGAACAGGCACCUGAGGAAGUCCAUGGAGCAACUCAAAGAAGAGGCAGACACUUCAAAAUUGGGGAGGAGUCUUGCCAGCUCAGAAAGAGACCAAUUGUUGAAGAAGCUUGUAGAGACCGAGAUGGAUGCCAAGUCAGCUGCUAAUCAAGUAGAAGAACUCAGAGAUGUGGUACAAAGACUACGAGAGGAAAAGCACAUGUCUUCUAGAGAUAGCAAAGUGCUGGCAAAGCAACGCCACCUCCUCCUAGAAAAGCUGCAUGAUUUUGAGACUACAAAUUCUUCUCUACGAACCAUGCUACGGGAUGAACAUAAAAGACAGUCACAUCAGAGCCAAGCAGCCGAGCAGCGAGACGUCCUCUUGAAGAAGCUUACCGAAGCUGAAGCCUUGAACCAGAGCCUCAGGCUGGAGGUCCUUGAUAGUUCCAGAGUAGUGGAUUCUAUGAGGGCCAAUCUUGAACUAGAGAGGACCCAAGCUAAAUCCCUGGCGGACCUCCAUGGGACGACAGAGACCACCAGAGCACAUCUUCAGAAUCAGCUCAGGAAGCGGGAGGCUGACUGCAAUCGCAUGGCAGUUCAGAUCAGGAAUCUUGAGAACCAGAUUGAGCGGGAGAAACUAGAAGCUGAUCAUCUCCGGGCACAGCUCCUCGCUGCCAAAGAGAAGGCCUCCGCCGACAAGGAGGCCCUGAAGAGAGCGACCCGGGUGCAGAAGGACCGCGCCUCCAGGAGUGAAGAUGCGGUGGAGAAGCUCCAGCUCCAUGUCAUGGAGACGGAGGCCAAGCUGGCGGAGAUGGGAUCCCAGCUGGAUGAAUGGAAGGGUCUCAGCAAUAAGGUCACAAGAGAAAAGACCCAGCUGGAGAGUGAUAAUAGCUCUAUGAAAAGGAAUCUUGACGAUCUGGAGCUUCAAGUGAGGGAGCUAGACAUGACCUCCCGGGUUAACCUAGAUCGGGUCAAGGCUGAACUACAUCAUAAGAGUACUGAAGCAAGCAACCUCAAACUUGACAAUGAAAAACUACAGAUUUCAGUGAAGGAUAUCCAAGAUAAGUUGACCCAUGCACAUUCCAAUAUUGAUCAACUCAAAUCCAGUAUACAGCAAUAUGAAUCCUUAGUAGCAGAUUAUAAAGCACAGAUGAACCAGUCAAGAAGAGAGGCACUGGAUGUAUCUCUUCAACUGGAACAGAGCCAACAUGAAGCUAGCAGAGUCAAACAAGAAACUAGCAGAGAAAUAGAUCAGGUGAGAGGAAGACUAGAGCAGAGAUUACUAGAGCUUGAACCGUUACCAGGUAUGCUCCGAUCCACGGAACAGAAACUAGUCGAUGCUACAGAGAGACUCCUAGAGAGGGAGAAGAAGACGAUGGAGCAAACUAAACUCAUUACAGAAUUAUCAACAAAGGCGGACCAGAGCAGUACCCAGUUGGAGAAUUUCCGCCAGAAAUGGAUGUCUUCAGAUGAAGAGUGUCAUGCCCUCAAGGCCAAGUUUGACUCCGUUCAGAGGAGAUUGCAAGAUUGUGAAAAGCAAAAUGAGGAGUUUCGUCUUAAUCUGUCGAAGAGAGAUGAAUCAGUUCACCAGAUGCAACUGAACUUGGAGGAGCAGAAGCGGGAGAACUCCGGUCUGAUCCGUCAGCUGGAGCAAUCCAUCGCCGACAGCCGACGUCUUGAGGAGGAGUCUCGGGAGAAGGCGCUGGCUCGCGAACGGAACAGUCAGGCGAGGGUACUAGAUCUUGAAGCUCAGCUUAGUAGAGUAAAGAGUGAACUCGUACAAAACAGAAGGCAGAAGGAAGAUUUGGAACGGAAGUUCAACUCUCAGGUUUACGAUCUCAAGGACCGCUUGGAGCAAUCGCACAGUACUAAUCGCAGCAUGCAGAAUUAUGUGUCUUUCCUCAAGAACUCCUACGCAAACGUCUUCGGCGACACGUCAGGCAUGGCUUCCUCCCCUUACCAACCUCGAUCGUCAGCACACACUUGAUGUUUUAGAUGGAAGUGUACACCCCGGGAGCAUUUCAUGAGAAGUGUUGAUACUGAUUUUCUCUGACCGAUGUUACAAGCUACUGCAAAUCCUUGCAUCUGAUUAGCUGAGAACGAAUUAAACCAUGAAUAUCACUGACUUAAUACUUUUCAUGAAACCCUCCCCAGUAUUCUAUUGAAUUCACAUACAUUUCUUAUACCAGCGGUGUGUUUCACAAAGCACUUUGUCAUUGAUUGUAGCAGACAAUUUUGCUUUCGGAAAUUAGUCUCUUGCCAAAAUGACAGCAUUCCAGGCGAGGAUUCAAGACUCAUUCCCUUCUCUUGGUGCAUGAAUUUUAAUACUUAGACUCCUGUUACCUGUUGCAUACAAUUUUUGUUGCUGUGUCAGGCAUUUAGGUAAUUUUUUUAUGGGUUAAUCCUUUGAAGUUCAUUCAAAUUGUAUUCACUAAUAGUUAAUUUCCCUUUAACUCAAGAGGCUGUUUAUCCAAUAUGCCUGUUUGAAAAUGAUCUUUGUUUUCAUAUUUAUUUAGACAGAUAAACAAAUAUAUUGCAGAUAAGGAAAUAGGUAAAAUAUUAAUCUAUCAUUGGUGAUUUAACUUUUAUGUACAUUGUUUGUUGCUAUGUCAGGCAUUUAAGUUAUUGUUCAUGCUGCAAAGAACAAUCUUGUUCAAAAUUUAUGUUGGAAAUUUAAAUACUUGUAAACGUGUGUUUUGUUUUUCACCUUUGAGAAGUAAACAUUCACACAGAUCUUUAUUUCAUGAGUUUCUGUGUAUGUGUAGAUAAGAUAGGGUAUAUAUCAUAAUUUCAGUUGACAACGGAGAAGCAGAUAUUUAAAUCUGAACAGUGACAUUUAUAUUUUGUAAAGAGUCUGUAAUUCAAUUUAAUAUAAGAUGGAAAUAUGUGUAAAUUACAAGGAUAUUAAUGAUUUGUUUCUAUUUGAUUAAAAGAGUGCUUUCGUUACAAUGUUUUUGAUCCGUCUCUAACUUGGUACUUAAUUCAUCCCACACUGAAAUAUUAGAUUUUCUCCUCCAUUCAUGCUAACUAGACCUGAUUCAUUGAAACGAUUUGAUAAUUAGAAGUAGCUUUUUUCAAUUUUUAAUAGCAAUUUUGGUUUAUCUUUAGUUAAAUAAAAAAAAAUGUAUGUCCCCAUUGGCUAUUAAAAAAAAUUGUGAUGGAUCUCUUUUGUUUUUUGUUUUUAAUUUGCAGAGGUGCUUAUAUGGUCUUAUCUUUUUAGCUUGUGAUUUUACUAUGUAUAAUAGCAUCAAUUUUAUGUUCAGUCCAUACACAGAAGUCCACAUAUGAAGAGUUUGGUUGCAUAAGGGAUUAAAACCGUGGUAUUGAGUUUGGAGAAAUCACUUUUUAUCUUCAUAUUUUCACAAAUACGUGUAUCUUAAGAAAAUUCAAUUGGGAAAGUGCUCUUUUUUUCAUGAUUACUUUUAGGGUAACUCUAUUUAAUAGCAGGAAUACAGAUUGUUUUACAAUGUUCUUAUAUCAUCAAUUCAGGUCUUAUCAAAAGUGGAUUUGUCUCCUUUUUGCAAUUAAGCCUUUCUCUGUGAUGUACAUAAUAUGUGUGUUGAUUAUGUUUCUGUACAAUAGUGUACAUAAAGUAUAUAGUUUGUGAGGGGUAAAGAAUUUGUUAGAUUAUUUUAUGGAAAUGUUAUCUUUUUCAAUUCUUAAAUUGUGUGUAAUUAUAUAUUUAUGAAAUCGUGUGUUAUAUUGUUCCAAGAAGAGAGCUACAUGUAUUUGCAGUAAUUAUCAUUUUCUAAUUGAAAAUUGACAAAAAGCUACAAUUAAUCUCAUCACUGAAUAAGAAUAUAUAGGAAAUCAUAAAUCAUUCAUAUUUCAUGACAAUCAUAUCGACUAUUCCUGGUGUAUGAUUAAAAAUUUAUGUAUCUAUAAUAUUUAUAAGCACUUUUCUAAUGGAAGUUCUGGGAGAAAAGAAUAUCAGGAUUCAAUUUUGUUGUCUGUUUAGCUGAAUGGUGGAUGUUUCAGACUUAAUGCAACAAAGCUAACAAACAACAUCUUUGUUACAAUAGGAUAUAGGACAUCAGCAAGUCUUGCAGAGACAAACUGCUAUCUAAUCAAAAAGUUUGUGAAAAUUAAAACAAAUUAGAGCAAAAUAAUCUAUCCAGAGUUGUCUUGGGACAAACUCAUUGCAUCAUUCAAUGUGACUCAUAAUGUAAUUAUCAAUUUUUUAUAACAUAUGACAUGAGCUGUGACUACAAGUGAUGAUGUCAUAAGGAAAUUCAAAUUUUAAUCUUUAAAAAAUUGCUUUUUUAUUUUAGCUCCUGGCAAUUAAGUGACAGAGAAGUCAUAAUGAAAUUCAAAUUUUAAUCUAAAAAAAUUGGCUUUUUAUUUUAGCUCAUGGCAAUUAAGUGACAGGGGAUCUGAUUUAGCACUCAAGCAAUGGUCAGCAGUCUUUCAUAAAGUAACCCAUUACCUAUUGACAGCUUUAUGAAAUACCACUCUGGAAGUUCAAGGCAUAAGAUGCACACUAUUACAUUUUUUUAAGUUGACACUCGUUAAAAGAUUAUCUUAAGUUUUGGUAAAUCCUCCAUACAUGUCACUCCCAUUUCAUUACUAUAUCAUAUUAAUGCAUGUGCCCCAAAACAAAUGUGAUGUGAAGGAACUAAACUAACACUGUUUUUUUGUCAAUAAAUGUAUUGAUUUAACAGCAGAAUUAAGGUUGAACGGGUGCCCAAUCAAAAUAAAAUACAUGCCCUUUUUUUUUUUAUAAGACACAUUCUCAUGAAUGGAAUGGGCUGGAAAUUCAGGAUAUAUAUUUUGUCUUAGUUGUUUUAAUAUCCAGUUACUAACUAUAUAUGUAAACAAGUGCUCAAGUUUUUUUUUUAUAAAAAUAAAAAACAUUACUGAUAGAGGGCGCUAUAUUUAAAUUUAAAUCCUAAGAGAUGAAAAACUGCCAUAUUUAGAUACUCAUGGGUAAAAAAAAUGCAUCCAAUGACUACACUUUUGUAAAAAUGAAAUUUUCAAUGAUACUCAAAUAUACAUGCAGUUCACAUUAAUGACCCUUUUAGGCUUUAAAACAUACACUGUUAUGCUAAUUUAUUCAUAUAGAUGUCAACUAAACAGUAAUAACCUAGUAAGUUGUAAACAUGUAAAGAUGAUAUCUGGUACAAAAUCGUAAUAUAGGUUGCCAAGGAUUACAUCUUGUAGAAAUGACAGUGAUUCUGAUUGUUCUGUGCUUCUACUAAUGUGCCAUCCUGAUUACGUGACUAAAUCAGAAAUUUGUAAGAAAACAAAAAUCCAAUAAAUAACCCAUUUCUGAAAUAACGCAGCAAAA
Lytechinus pictus (painted urchin) is the source of this 6369-nucleotide messenger RNA. Its product is annotated as outer dense fiber protein 2-like. Gene Ontology annotation, cellular component: centrosome. The coding region runs from base 535 to 3069 and encodes 844 amino acids. The transcript has 17 exons. The record is from RefSeq and is a predicted model, not a curated record. NCBI's taxonomy places the organism in Eukaryota, Metazoa, Echinodermata, Echinoidea, Temnopleuroida, Toxopneustidae. Gene Ontology annotation, biological process: regulation of cilium assembly.